Messenger RNA from Archocentrus centrarchus (flier cichlid), 1735 nucleotides. RefSeq names its product activator of basal transcription 1 (gene abt1). Gene Ontology annotation, molecular function: RNA binding. The record is from RefSeq and is a predicted model, not a curated record. Gene Ontology annotation, biological process: endonucleolytic cleavage to generate mature 5'-end of SSU-rRNA from (SSU-rRNA, 5.8S rRNA, LSU-rRNA); small-subunit processome assembly; endonucleolytic cleavage in ITS1 to separate SSU-rRNA from 5.8S rRNA and LSU-rRNA from tricistronic rRNA transcript (SSU-rRNA, 5.8S rRNA, LSU-rRNA). The coding region runs from base 127 to 996 and encodes 289 amino acids. NCBI's taxonomy places the organism in Eukaryota, Metazoa, Chordata, Actinopteri, Cichliformes, Cichlidae. The transcript has 5 exons. Gene Ontology annotation, cellular component: nucleolus.
UUUUAAAGGCAUAACCGGAAGUUGUGUAUCAGCUGAUCAGUGAGCCGCACUGUUUCGUCAUUCAUACGCGACAGUUUGCACACGUGAGGCGUAACUGUAACAGACGUUCAUCGAAAGUCUCAAAAGAUGGAGAGAAGAGAGGACGAGGAGGAGGAGAAGGCGAUUGCUCAGAGAGAAGAUGAUGAAGACGACGAGGAAAAGCGAGAGGAUGGCGAUGAGGAAGAGGAGGAGGGAGCUGCUGCAGACAGAAGAGAGGAUGAGGAUGAGGAUGCUGGCGACAAAGAUGCUACUGGGAUUAAAGAGAAGAAGAAGACAAAGAUUACCUCUCAGGAUAGGAAGUACGUCCCAGGGAUCAUCUACCUGGGUCACAUUCCCCCGAGGUUCCGCCCCAAACACCUGAGGAACCUGCUGUCCGUGUACGGAGAGAUCGGACGCAUAUUUCUGCAGCCUGAAGACAGACAAGUGAGGAAACGCAAGAAGAAGGCCGGGCUGCGGAGGUGUGAUUUCACAGAAGGAUGGGUGGAGUUCAGAGAUAAACGAGUGGCGAAGAAGGUGGCGGCGUCUCUUCACAACACCCCGAUGGGAACCAGGAAACGCCAGCGCUUUUCCUCCGACCUGUGGUGCAUGAAGUACCUGCACAGGUUCCAGUGGAUUCACCUGAGUGAGCGACUGGCCUACGAGCAGACGGUCCUAAACCAGAGACUCAGGACUGAAGUUUCUCAGGCGAAGAGAGAAACAAACUUUUACCUGAACAACGUGGAGAAGAGCGCUCACCUGGACAAGCUCAGAAAGAAGAGGCAGAGAGACGGAGAGCAGGCGGACGAAAAGACGUGGGACUUCACUCAGCAUCAGACAGAGGAGGAGAUCCAGAUGAAGAAGAAGAAGAAAGACUCCGUUUCCCGGAAACACCUGGACAAGGCCCGCCUCAUGGAGCAGCAGAGCCAAUCAAACGUCUCGCUUCUGGCCAAGAUUUUCAACUCCAACCCAUCACAAUGACACUUCAGUAACUGUUUAAUGACACUGUUUCCAUAGAAAUGGUAGAUUCCUUUCCCCAGCCAAUCGCCAGUUUGGACAAGGGAGGGGGGCGGAGCAAUCAAGACUUCUGUAAGAAUGAGGCAACAGCAAAGGGAGGUGGAUCAGAGCCAAUAUGGAGGAGCCAUUGCACUUCCUUUGCAGCUCAUUGUAUAGAAGUUUGCUAUAAUUAAGUUGCAGGUACAGAAGAGAGCGCCCAAUGAACAAGAGGAAAUGGAGCCAAAUGGCUAAAAUGUUUAAUUACACCUGCUUCUAAACAGAAACAUUUAUUUUGUUGUAAAUACAGUAUCACAAACACGUCUGAAUUUAGUAAAAAAAAAAAAAAAAGAGCCCUCACUCUUCAGUUUUUCAUAACGUGAAGUUGAAUUGGGUGUCAGGGCAGCUCAGUGGGUGAGCAGGCGACUGUGAGCGCUGUGUGGCUGUGAUACAGGCGGCCUGGGUCCUCAUCUGACCCGUUCUCUGAUACUCACGCCAUGAUGAAAUCAAAGUGGCAGGUUCUGUGAAGUGGCUCGUGGUGCCGUCUCUACCUGCAGUCAGAGCUUCACAGGGCCCCAUAUAUUCCAGACAGCCCUAUGAGUGCCCCCCCCUCUGAAACUGGAGUGUGACCCGUGGAUUAUAUUAAAAGAUUUCUGGAGAGACACGAUGAGCUUGUCUUCUUUUUUUUCUUUGCUUAUGCUUUUAUGUUAAUAAAGAUAAUUUACCU